UCUUUCUGUAAGACGUCAUUCGCUUGAUUUCUCGAACCUCCCUGAUUAUUUAUUAUACCGCCCUUCCAUGACCUGAACUAGAGGCGUCCCUCCGUGCGUGACGUCAGAUAGGUAGAGAUGUCAUGGCGUCUGUGGAGUCGGAGCAGAAGCUACAAACCAGAUAAAGAUUGAGCGACAGCAGGGAUCGACAUGGAGAACAAUGCAGACCCGCAACAGGACCUCGCUGGGGCGGCAGCCUGCUCAUCCAGACCCGCGGAAUUGAGCGAGAAAAAAGCGAUCGGUGUUCUGAAAAACACAUCUGAGAGCUGCAAAAACAGUGAAGCUACAACUGCUGUUGCUGUUGAUUGUAGUGCCGUAGCUUGUGUGGAUAAUCAAAAAUCUAAUAACAAUUCUGCAAAUUGCUCCUCUUCGCCAGUUAAAGACACUGUAUGUCCGUCAGGAUCCUUGAAAAUUGGUCUCGUAGACCAGACUAAUAAUAGCAAUGGGAUGGGACAGACUCAACCGGGUGGUGGUGGUGGUAAUGUUGGUGACACGACAAAGUUAGUAAACAAGACGAUCGAGACUCCUUCUGCCAAAACCGCAGUAGGGAUUAUAGAUGUCAUGAAAUGUGUUGAUAAUGAGGACUCGACGGGGCAGCAGAAGAUUUCUCAAGGGUCUGGAACUUGCCAGGACGAGAAGACACCGUCAUCAACAACAAGUUUGAGUAAAGCAACAGUGUCCAGUGACAGUGUGGCCGAGGAGCCGAGUGGGAGUGACCGGAGCGCCCAAGGUGAAUCCCUGAGCAUUACAUCUCUGGAGUCCUUUUCCAACCUGAACCAAUCCAACAACAGUGAGGGAGCCGAUGACAGGGUGCUGGCGCUCGCUCUCCAGACCGAUGAAUACGACAGCGCAGGGGGCGAUGCUAAACUGGCUGCAUCGAUCAAGUGUCAGUCCAUUUACCAUAUCAAGUGGAUAAAAUGGAAGGAGGAAAACACGCCGAUUAUCACCCAGAAUGAGAACGGGCCGUGCCCCUUGCUUGCAAUCAUGAAUGUGCUUUUACUGGCGUGGAAGGUGAAGAUGCCGCCUAUGAUGGAAAUGAUAACCGCAGAACAGCUGAUGGAAUAUCUAGGAGACUACAUUCUUGAUGCCAAACCAAAAGAAAUCUCUGAAAUUCAGCGCUUGAACUAUGAGCAGAACAUGAGUGAUGCCAUGGCGGUCUUACACAAGCUGCAGACGGGUCUCGACGUCAACGUGAAGUUCACGGGCGUGCGAGUGUUUGAAUACACACCCGAGUGCAUCGUCUUCGAUCUGCUGGAUAUACCCUUGUAUCACGGCUGGUUAGUGGAUCCACAGAUCGAUGACGUCGUGAAGGCGGUGGGGAACUGCAGUUAUAACCAGCUGGUGGAGAAAAUAAUCAUCAGUAAACAGUCCAAUCGCAGCGAGCUGGUUGGGGAAGGCUACGUGGCGGAACAGUUCCUCAACAGCACAGCCACCCAGCUGACCUACCACGGCCUGUGUGAGCUUACCUCCGCUGUCCAGGAGGGGGAGCUCUGCGUCUUCUUCAGGAACAACCACUUCAGUACCAUGACCAAAUACAAGGGCCAGUUGUACCUGCUGGUAACAGACCAGGGCUUCCUGACGGAGGAGAGGGUGGUCUGGGAGAGUUUACACAACGUGGAUGGAGACGGGAACUUCUGUGACUCGGAAUUCCACCUGAGGCUGCCAUCGGGCCCUGAGACCGUAUACAGGGGCCAGCAGGACCAGAUAGACCAGGAUUACAUGAUGGCCCUUUCUCUCCAGCAAGAACAACAAAGCCAGGACCUAAAUUGGGAGCAGCUCCCAGAGGGAGUCAGCGACCUGGAGCUGGCAAAGAAGCUCCAGGAGGAAGAGGACCGGCGGGCCUCUCAGUUCUACCAGGAGCAGGAGCAGGCCGCAGCAGCCCAGGCCCAGGCCCAGGGAGAAGAGCAAGCGCGGGGAGGGGAAGCGGCCGCUGCCACCGCCACCGCCGCCAGUCCCAGGAAACAGCUGGGGAACAGCGAGCGUAAGCACAAGAAGGAGGCAAAGGACAAAGACAAGGACCGAGAGAAGGACAGAUGCGUUCUGUUGUAACGGGGGAUGAGUUUUGCUUGGAGCCAAGUACAUGCCCUGGAAAAAGCAAAACAAACAAAAAUAACAAACCCGUUAACAUGCCGCCUGUGCCUGAUUUCCCACCCAUCUAUGUGUUCCCGUCUUCGUCUUUUUAACUGGAGGCCAGUAAGGGUAACUACUUUGAUACAGUCGGCCAAACUUUGUUCCACAUUGCACUGUGCACUAAAUUUGUGAUGUAGGGUAUGUGGGGUUACUAUUGUUUUAUAGCAAAAAAAAAAAAAAAAAUGGUAAAGACUGCGUCUUGGAAUAACAACACGUGUUACUUUGAAGACGAACUCGCUUCCUUUUAUUUUUUAAUUGAA
Molecule: messenger RNA, 2429 nt
Organism: Polyodon spathula (Mississippi paddlefish)
Lineage: Eukaryota; Metazoa; Chordata; Actinopteri; Acipenseriformes; Polyodontidae
Product: ubiquitin carboxyl-terminal hydrolase MINDY-2-like
Exons: 9
Coding region: 190-2088 (632 amino acids)
Biological process (GO): protein K48-linked deubiquitination
Cellular component (GO): cell periphery; cytosol
Molecular function (GO): cysteine-type deubiquitinase activity; cysteine-type carboxypeptidase activity; K48-linked deubiquitinase activity
Source: RefSeq, a predicted model, not a curated record